UUUCUGCAUGCAUGUACGUAGUUUUUGUGAAUGGGAAGAUCUGCAAGAACCCUAAUAUGGUUGUGGCCGAAGAUUUCCUUUUUCGAGGACUAAACAAGCCUGGAAACACCUCAAAUCCACUUGGAUCCAGAGUCACUCCUGUCACUGUCAACCAAUUACCUGGGCUCAAUACUUUGGGCAUUUCUGCUGUUCGUAUAGACUACGCACCAAAAGGUCUAAAUCCACCCCACACACACCCACGUGCGACUGAGAUUCUUAUUUUGUUAAAAGGCACUCUUUAUGUUGGAUUCGUCACUUCAAAUCCAGCUGACCCUGCCUUGAAAAACAAGCUCUUCGCAACGUAUUUGCACCCUGGGGACGUUUUCGUUUUUCCACAGGGUUUGAUUCAUUUCCAGUUUAAUGUUGGAAAGACCAAUGCUGUAGCAUUUGCUGGUCUGAGCAGCCAAAAUCCAGGUGUCAUUACUAUUGCUAAUGCAGUGUUUGGUUCGGAUCCUCCAAUUGACCCAGUUGUCCUGACAAAGGCGUUCCAAGUUGAGAAGGAUGUGAUUGAGUAUCUUCAAAUGGGUCUUGUCUCCCUCACAACAUUGUUUGUUAUUGCUUGUUUGGCUUCAUUUGCAUAUGCAUCAGAUCCCAGCCCUCUCCAAGAUUUUUGUGUUGCCGUUAAAGAUGCCGAUGCAGCUGUUUUUGUGAAUGGGAAGAUCUGCAAGGACCCUAACAUGGUUGUGGCCGAAGAUUUCUUUUUGUCGGGCUUAAACAAGCCUGGAAAUACAUCAAAUCCAGUUGGAUCACGAGUCACUCCUGCUAAUGUCAACCAAAUUGCAGGGCUCAACACUUUGGGCAUAUCUGCUGUUCGUAUAGAUUACGCACCAAACGGUUUGAACCCACCCCACACUCACCCACGUGCCACCGAGAUUCUAGUUGUGUUAGAAGGCACUCUUUAUGUUGGCUUUGUCACUUCAAAUCCAGCUAACCCCGCCAUUAAAAACAAGCUCUUCACAAAGUAUUUGUACCCUGGGGACGUUUUCGUCUUUCCAGAGGGUUUAAUACAUUUCCAAUUCAACGUGGGAAAAACCAAAGCUGUCGCUUUUGCUGCUUUAAGCAGCCAAAAUCCAGGUGUCAUUACUGUUGCAAAUGCAGUGUUUGGUUCGGAUCCACCAAUUAAUCGAGCAGUUCUAACAAAAGCGUUUCAAGUUGAGAAGAAUGUGAUUGACUAUCUUCAGGCGCAGUUCUGGUGGAACAUCGAUUAAGUAUGACAACCUCGUCAUAAAUCAACAAUACUGUUUUCAUGUGUUUUAAGUUAUUAUGUGUACCUCAUUUGUUUGAAUAAAACAUUAGGAUUACCUGAAUAAGCUUACUAUGAUCCUUUCCUCUUGUACUAUAAAGUGAUAUAGUUUUCAUGUGCAACUGGUCGAUCGGUCGUAAGUUAGUUUACACCUUUGUACUGCAAUAAAAAUGUACUCCACUUCGUGAUUUUGAAAUUUUCUCUCGUGAUAUCUACUUCGUUAUGAAUUUUUACUUGUUCAUAUCGAACAAGAAGGCACCCUUAAUACAUGUACUCAUUGUAACAAUUGAAUCCCAUUGGAUGUACUAGAAAUUCAAUUGAAUCAUAAAUAAUGUAUUACUACUGAAAUAU
Molecule: messenger RNA, 1633 nt
Organism: Erythranthe guttata (spotted monkey flower)
Lineage: Eukaryota; Viridiplantae; Streptophyta; Magnoliopsida; Lamiales; Phrymaceae
Product: germin-like protein subfamily 1 member 13
Molecular function (GO): manganese ion binding
Source: RefSeq, a predicted model, not a curated record